UUUCGAUCGGAUGCACGUGUUUUACACGCAUGUACGUCACAACACAUUUAACCGUCUUCGUGUUCAGUGGAAGUGUUUGUUGUAUUUGAAAUUGAUUCAGAUUUUGAUGGAUUAAUUACAAGACGACGAACUUCACAUAUAUAUAUCCGGUAAUCUACAUAUAUAAACACUGACCAGAAAGAUACUAGACGGUGACCACAAUGGACUAUUUUACACUCUUGCCAUUGCUCUAUACACUAAUAUUUGUUUCUUUAACAAGAGCAGCAGAAAUGCUACUCGGAAGUACUUUAGUAAACAGAGCGUUUACCUUCACAGACGCUAACAGAGUUUUUAUAGAUACCAAUCAUAAAAUACCAUUUAGAAGCAGACUUAUAGGUUUCUCCAUGUACAUUCGUCCAGAUCCUUCCACCAACAGAGAUCACUACGCCAGGUUUUGCAUAUGGAAGAGAGUGGCCGACAUGGAGUACCGUCUACACUAUCAGACUGCUGCCAGAUUACCUAAAGUACUGGGUGUUCACUCGAUCAGAAUAAGUGACACGGUACCAUUAAUGGUAGAUGAUUUAUUUGGAGUAACGUUUGAACAAGAUACUGGAACCAUAACACAUGAGGUUAACAUCAACGGUAGUCUCAUGUUUUCUGACACUCUACGUAAUCUACCAAAUAAUAACGACGUCAUCGCAAUUGUUCAGAGAAAUUAUUUCCACGAGAUGUCACUAGCGGCAAUAAUUGAAGUGGGUUCAGAUGUGCCAGCAACAACCACAACGACCACAACCACAACAACAACGACCACCACGCGACCACCCCCUAUAGUAAUAUCUGGACAAGCUGGUUUUGCUGGUAUGACCGGGGCUACAGGGCCCCAAGGACCGCCUGGUGCUACAGGACCAGCAGGACCAGGAGCAAGAGACGUCAAUGAAUGUCCUGGUGGUUGCCAACAUCAGUGUGUAAACACGUUCAUGAGUUAUUAUUGUGUCUGUAAUGCAGGAUAUGAAUUAGAAAGUAACCAAAGGAACUGUAGAAAUAUAAAUGAAUGUGGUAGAAACAAUGGUGGCUGUGAACAUUCUUGUCAAGACAAUAAUGGAUCAUUUAGAUGUUCAUGUAAAAAUGGCUUUUCUUUAUCUAGUAAUCAGAAAAGUUGUGAAGAUAUAAAUGAGUGUACCGGUAAUAAUCCGUGUUCUGGUACAACAUGUGUUAAUACUAAUGGUGGAUAUCAAUGUGUUCAACUGAAACUUCUUAACGACGAUAGUCGUCUUAACGAUGACAGUAGUCAACUUCAGUUUGAUGGAUAUGUUGAUGAUAUAGGUUUCUCCAGUAACAUACAAGAUGUUGCACUCGAUCCAAAACCAGAACAAGGGCCAAAAGAAACCCGGCUAGUUGGUAAAGAGCCAGAACACACCGUUGCCUCUGAUAUCAACACGGUUGUUUGGAUGAGUGUUUUGUCCAUCCUCGUCAUCGCCGCCAUGUUGAUUAACGUCUAUGAAUGUCGGAAACGUCGGAGAAGAUAUUUAAAUGAUGGAAAUGGAUCCCUGAGCGAUCCCCUGAAUUCGUCCGUAACCGGAUCAUUUUCGCCUGUUACAGCAGUGACUUCUACCGACUUAUAGCCCUUGUUGAAUUAAAUUGUUGAUUUAUA
Molecule: messenger RNA, 1630 nt
Organism: Patella vulgata (common limpet)
Lineage: Eukaryota; Metazoa; Mollusca; Gastropoda; Patellidae
Exons: 9
Coding region: 201-1601 (466 amino acids)
Molecular function (GO): calcium ion binding
Source: RefSeq, a predicted model, not a curated record